CAAUCAUUUCCUCUUUAAAAAAAAAACAUAAAACCUCUUUUUUUUUUCCUUCUCCGCAAAUCAAACACAUAGAGACUUCUUCCCCAAGCUCAAACUUUGUCAACCAUUCCCAUUGACGAUGUCCAUGAAAGGCGUAUCGUCAGCAGGCCCAGAUAAGAUCUUCAAGAAAUCAUCUCACAAGCGCAAUGAUUCAGGCGAACUCGACGUUUUCCAGGCGGCGAGGUAUUUCUCCGGCUACAAUGAACCGCCGGCCGACGAUAGCUACGGGAGUUACACACACAAGCACAACAAUUACACGAGAGAUGAGAACCGGAGGAGAUGGGGAAGAAUCAGCUUGGAUUUGCCGAUUAGAUCCUCUGAACCGGUCCAUCAUCAUCCCCAUCAAGAUCACCAUGUUCUUGAGAAACAUGAAGUUUUCACCAUGAAGGAGAAGAUUUGUAACGUAAAACACAAGCAACCUAGUUCGCCCGGUGGGAAAAUCGCCAGCUUCUUGAACUCUCUUUUCCACCAAUCGGGUUUGAAGAAGAACAAGUUAAAGUCAAAGUCAAAGCCAGCAGCUCAGGCUCGGGAUGAAGAGGAGAGCCCCGGAGGGUGGAGGAGGAGGAGGAGAAGCAGUAUUAGCCAUUUCUUGAUGACCUCAGGAAGAUCUUCAAACACAGUUUCAACGACGACGAAUUCAUCGUCCAAGUCUCUGUUUUCGUCUUCGAGCUCGGGUUUUAGAACUCCCCCUCCUUGCUUGAACACACCCACAAAGAACUACAAAGAGUACAUCAACCAUGUGGAAACCGACAAGAAGAGCAGCAACGACUUGACUUGGUUGGAUGAGAAGCUCAAUCUGAUCGAGACUAUGUCUGAAGGGCAGAGAGUUUGGUCCGAAAAUGAUCGGAGAAAGACAAAUGGCCAAACUGUUUCAAUUGAAGAUGAUGGAGCUGAAAGCGAUUCGAGUUCUGAUCUGUUCGAGUUGCAGAACUAUGAUUUGUCCUACGGAGGUUUGCCAGUUUAUGAGACUACAAAUGUUGAUACGAUCAAGAAGUGUGCGCAUGUUCCCACCACUAGACAUGUGUGAUCAAAGAAUAUAAAAUAGAUCGAGAUCUUGGUAACAUGCACGAACAUAUAUAUAUAUAUAUGAUCCCACUAAUCUUCGGUUUGCUUUUGUUUGAUUGAUUAAGAUGCUUGUAUGUGUUAUCUCAUAGUUAUGAUCGAGUUUUGUUCUUCGAGAUCUUGGAUUUGGUGGUUGUGUAUUUAUCUUCUUUUUUGUUUUAAUGAGAUUUGAGGUUACUGUUGAUAAAUACAUUAAAUAUUUGCGGUUU
This is a messenger RNA of Tarenaya hassleriana, 1310 nucleotides long. RefSeq names its product protein BIG GRAIN 1-like E. The transcript has a single exon. The coding region runs from base 119 to 1066 and encodes 315 amino acids. The record is from RefSeq and is a predicted model, not a curated record. Gene Ontology annotation, biological process: auxin-activated signaling pathway. NCBI's taxonomy places the organism in Eukaryota, Viridiplantae, Streptophyta, Magnoliopsida, Brassicales, Cleomaceae.